UUAUGUCACUAUCGGCUCCAUCGCUAAUUUUAAGCUCUGCGUAUCUAAUCGCCGUGGACCUCAGAGAGUCUUGUUCCAAUCGGACGGCGAUGGAGAACGCCGACGUCUUCACGGGGCUGCAGGAAUUUCUCGAGCGCAUGCGUCAGCCGUCGGCCAGCGACUUCGUCAAGUCUAUCAAAAGUUUCAUAGUGUCGUUUUCGAACAAUGCUCCUGAUCCGGAGAGGGACAGUGUUGCAGUGCAGAGCUUCUUUCACCAAAUGGAAUUGGAUUUUAGGGUUCAUCCUCUUUGGGCUGGCUGCUCUGAAGAGGAGCUCGAUAGUGCUGGCGAGGGACUGGAGAAGUAUGUCAUGACAAAGUUAUUUACUCGUGUAUUUGCUUCACUUCCAGAUGAUGUAAAAGUUGACAACACACUACAUGAGAAGAUGGCUUUAGUUCAACAGUUCAUUCGACCAGAACAUUUGGAUAUCAAGCCCCCUUAUCAAAAUGAAUCAUCAUGGCUGCUUGCACAGAAAGAACUGCAGAAGAUCAAUAUGUACAAGGCACCAAGGGAUAAGCUUGUGUGUAUACUCAAUUGUUGCAAGGUUAUCAAUAACUUGCUGCACAAUGCUACAAUUGCUUCGAAUGAGAAUACCCAUGGAGCUGAUGAAUUUCUUCCUGUCUUAAUCUAUGUUACUUUGAAGGCCAACCCUCCGCAACUGCACUCAAAUUUGUUGUAUAUACAAAGAUUCAGGCGACAAUCUCAAUUAGUAGCAGAAGCAGCCUAUUUUUUCACAAACAUGUGCUCCGUUGAAUCCUUCAUUUCAAAUAUUGAUGCAAGAGCCCUGUCAAUGGAUGAAACCGAGUUUGAAAAGAACAUGGAAUCUGCUCGAGCAAUUUUAUCAGGACUCUCAACUGAUUCGAACAUGCAGCCUAAUCAAAGUGGUCAGCUUGCGAAUAUGAACAAGGAGCCAACAGUACCCCUAAAAUCAUCAAAAGUUCCAUCACUUUCAGAUUUGGAGGAUAAGGGUGCAGCACUCCUUGUAAACGAUAAACAGGCAAGCCAAGUUUUCCGGCAGUAUCCAUACUUGUUUGCGGAUGUUGGUGAUCUGACAGUCAAUGAUGUAGAAGACCUUCUUAAUAAUUACAAGCAGCUUGUUUUCAAAUAUGUGUGUCUCGCCAAGGGAUUGGGUAAUUCUGCUCCAUCUGUUCCUUUAAAGAGUUCAGAAACACAGGAUUACCAGCAUACUGAAACUUCAAGGCAACAGGACCAUACUAGGGCUGCAGAGUCCAGUGAUGAGUCACCAAAGGAUACUGAUAAAAAGGACGAUGGGUAUAAUACAGAGUCUCUUUUUGAAGUGGAAAGUUUGGAAUCUCAAUUGUUGCAGGACCAAACAGUAGCACCACAAAACAGUAAACACGAAGAGUCCUCUCAAUCACAGCUCUCCUAGUUAAUGUAAUUUGCAGGGGUGAUGCUAAAUUUUAGUGCUGGAUCACCGUCAGGGACCACUUUUCUCAUUUCUUAAGCGUGGAUGGAAUAUCAGUGACUACCUCUGGUUAGCAAUGAGCCAAUGAGUGCUAUCAUGUGUCGGGUGUCGCACUUAAUGGUGAAGUCCUGGAUAAAUGAGGAGUUUAGCAUUUUGAUUAGGCAAGCUUCACCAGGCUUUCGUGCGAAGAUAGAAAUAUUUCCACCCUUUCAGCAAGUCGGCAUUUGCACAGUUAUACUAUUGGGCACUUGUAAUCUCAUAUAUGCAACAAUGUAAUGAGUCCCGAGACAGAGACUGGCACGAGCAUGUCGAAUCUGAAUGAAAUGUAGCUUUCAGUAGACGCACUUUGCAGUCCUCCAUCAUGGGGCAGAAAUUUAUGUUCUGCAUUUCUUUUCCUGUGUUAUUUCUCUGCAUUAUCUUACUCUUGUGAAACAAUCUCUUUAUGUUGAUAGUUGUAGUUUCUUUCUGUGUUCGACUACUAUUCUCUACUAGAUUGGCUGUUGGUUUAAUUGUCAAUUUACUAAUCUUUCACCCCAGUA
Argentina anserina (silverweed cinquefoil) is the source of this 2002-nucleotide messenger RNA. Its product is annotated as vacuolar protein sorting-associated protein 9A-like. Gene Ontology annotation, molecular function: small GTPase binding; guanyl-nucleotide exchange factor activity. Gene Ontology annotation, cellular component: cytosol; endocytic vesicle. Lineage: Eukaryota; Viridiplantae; Streptophyta; Magnoliopsida; Rosales; Rosaceae. The transcript is spliced from 5 exons. Gene Ontology annotation, biological process: vesicle-mediated transport. The coding region runs from base 3 to 1427 and encodes 474 amino acids. The record is from RefSeq and is a predicted model, not a curated record.